Messenger RNA from Ziziphus jujuba (common jujube), 3546 nucleotides. Its product is annotated as NAD kinase 2, chloroplastic. Gene Ontology annotation, molecular function: NAD+ kinase activity. The transcript has 8 exons. Bases 198 to 3302 code for a protein of 1034 amino acids. Gene Ontology annotation, biological process: NAD+ metabolic process; NADP+ biosynthetic process. Lineage: Eukaryota; Viridiplantae; Streptophyta; Magnoliopsida; Rosales; Rhamnaceae. The record is from RefSeq and is a predicted model, not a curated record.
AGUCCAAUCCAAUUACAUUUAUCCAAUAUAUACAGCUAGGCAAUUUCUGACCAUGUUGUAAUGUUCACGCACCAUAUUCUAUUUUCUCAUCAUCCAAACACCAUUUUUACGUGAAAAUAAAAAUAUCGCCCCCCAGCUCAAACCCCAACAAAAAAAGACAAAAAAAACAAAAAAAAAAGAGAGAAAAGAAAAUUCGUAUGGUGGUAGCAUGUUGCUUCAUGUGCCACUUGUCCGCCAUCGUCGAAAUGAAUCGGUAUCCAGUUGCCACCGGAAUUUCAUCGUCGCCGUCGCCGUCACCUUACCAUCUGUGUCCUUAUAAGGCAACUAGUCAGUUGGCAUGGAGCAGCAACCAAUUCGGAUUCGGGUUCCGGUCCGAGUUUCAGAGGAACGAGCGGUUCAAGAAGCGCCUUAAGUUCGUCGUCAGUGCUGAGUUCUCAAGGUCAUUAGCUCCCAGUUUCGGCUUAGAUUCUCAGACUGUCCAGCCUCAUGAUCCAUCACAAUUGCCUUGGGUGGGUCCAGUUCCAGGAGAUAUAGCAGAAGUCGAGGCAUAUUGUAGAAUAUUUCGAAAUGCGGAAUGGCUUCAUACUGCCCUAAUGGACACAUUGUGCAAUCCUAUGACUGGUGAAUGUAAUGUUUCGUAUGAUUCACCAUCAGAUGGAAAACCAUUGUCGGAGGAUAAAAUAGUCUCGGUGCUUGGCUGUAUGGUCUCCCUCCUGAACAAAGGGAGAGAGGAUGUUCUUUCUGGAAGAUCUUCCAUUAUGAAUUCCUUUAACAUUGCAGAUGUAAGUGGAAUGGAGGAUGAGCUUCCUCCACUUGCCAUUUUCAGGUGUGAGAUGAAAAGGUGUUGUGAGAGCUUGCAUGUUGCUUUAGAGAACUAUUUGAUGCCUGGUGAUGAGCGGAGCUUACAUGUUUGGAGGAAACUUCAGAGACUUAAGAAUGUCUGCUAUGACUCUGGCUUUCCUCGUGGAGAGGAUUAUCCCAGCCAGAUGCUGUUUGCAAAUUGGAGUCCUGUUUACUUGUCCACUUCUAAAGAAGACAUAGGGUCCAAUGAUUCUGAGGUUGCUUUCUGGAAGGGUGGCCAAGUAACUGAAGAAGGUCUGAACUGGUUAGUGAUGAAAGGGUAUAAAACCAUAGUUGAUUUAAGAGCAGAGAAUGUAAAAGAUAACUUUUAUGAAGCAGCCACAAAUGAUGCUAUUGCUUCUGGGAAAAUUGAAUUGGUCAAAAUUCCAGUUGAAGUUGGGACUGCACCUUCAAUGGAGCAGGUCGAGAAGUUUGCAUCUUUAGUUUCAGAUUGUAGUAAGAGGCCUAUCUAUCUCCAUAGUAAGGAAGGAAUUUGGAGAACUUCUGCUAUGGUCUCAAGAUGGAAACAGUACAUGACUCGCUGUGCUUUACAGUCUGUCUCCAGUCAAUCAAUCACUCCCAAUGAUGUGUUACCAAAACAUACAAAUGGAACAGGAGAAGGGCAGAAAUCUUCGAUUACCAAGAAUGGGUCCCUCCUUAAAAAAAAAGUUGAGUCAUUUCAAGAGAGUUCAUACAUGAUCAAUGGUUUAAAUGGAGUAAACCAUGAAAAUGGCUCUCCAAACAGGGAGAAGAUGAAUCAAAACUCAAAUGGUGUCAACAAUGACCUUUUCUCUGUCCAAAGUUCGAUCUCACAGGAAACUGAUAAUGAUGGAGAAGGAUCAAUAGCCAACUUCUCUGAGGGAAUUGACCCGUUAAUGUCUCAGGUUCCUCCUUGCAAUAUUUUCUCCAGAAAAGAAAUGUCCAGGUUCCUUAUGAGUAGGAAGGUCUCACCUCCCAGUUAUUUUAGUUACCAGUUGAAAAUGCUGGAGAAGUUGCCUAUUUCAAGAACGAUGCGGAUUGGGACAAUGCGAAGACGUAAAGUUCCGAGUACAGAUCCAGUGCCUGAAACUGUGGAGGCAGGGAGUCCUGAAAGGUCACCUGACAGAAAUAACGUUACUGUACAGCUCCAGCACUCUGCUGAUGUCAGUGUAAAAUAUUCGUCCUGUGAUAAUUGUGUUUCUACUGGUUCAGUUGUGAAUGGAUUUGGCAAUGGGAAUGGUUCCAUAGUGGGGGCCAAGAUAUCUAGCAUUGGAAAUAAUAACCAUAGUGAGCAUGCUGUAUCUAAAUCAGUGGAGGGUCAGAAAAGCAAUGGUGGAGUGGCUUCAGUUUCAGUUGAUGAUGAAGUGUGUCCAAUUGAAGGAGAUAUGUGUGCUUCCACAACUGGUGUUGUGAGGGUUCAAUCAAGAAAGAAAGCAGAAAUGUUCCUGGUUCGAACAGAUGGAUUCACAUGUUCCAGAGAAAAAGUAACAGAAUCCUCCUUAGCCUUCACCCAUCCGAGCACCCAGCAACAGAUGCUUAUGUGGAAAACUGUGCCAAAGACUGUACUACUGUUGAAGAAGCUUGGGCAAGAACUGAUGGAAGAAGCUAAAGAGGUUGCCUCAUUCUUGUACUACCAAGAGAAUAUGCAUGUUCUGGUGGAACCUGAUGUGCAUGACAUAUUUGCAAGAAUCCCAGGAUUUGGAUUUGUUCAGACAUUUUAUAGUCAAGAUACCAGCGAUCUACAUGAGAGGGUAGAUUUUGUUGCAUGCUUGGGGGGAGAUGGGGUUAUUCUUCAUGCAUCAAACAUAUUCAGAGAUGCAGUUCCUCCGGUUGUAUCUUUCAAUCUUGGAUCCCUUGGAUUUCUGACUUCCCAUAGUUUUGAUGACUAUAAGCAGGACUUAAGACAGGUCAUCCAUGGGAAUAACACACGGGAUGGUGUCUAUAUAACUCUCAGAAUGCGCCUCCGAUGUGAAAUUUUUCGAAAUGGUAAAGCAGUGCCUGGCAAAGUAUUUGAUGUCUUAAAUGAAGUUGUUGUCGAUCGGGGUUCUAACCCCUACCUUUCUAAGAUUGAAUGUUAUGAACAUGACCGGCUUAUAACCAAGGUGCAAGGUGAUGGAGUCAUUGUAGCCACACCUACAGGAAGUACUGCAUACUCUACUGCUGCAGGAGGUUCCAUGGUGCAUCCAAAUGUUCCUUGCAUGUUGUUUACACCGAUCUGCCCGCACUCCCUCUCUUUUAGACCAGUGAUACUUCCCGAUUCUGCACGGCUUGAAUUAAAGAUUCCGGAUGAUGCUCGGAGCAAUGCAUGGGUUUCUUUUGAUGGGAAGAGACGACAGCAACUUUCGAGAGGAGAUUCUGUUCGGAUAUCAAUGAGCCAGCACCCACUUCCAACUGUUAACAAGUGUGACCAAACUGGGGAUUGGUUUCAUAGCUUGAUUCGCUGCCUAAAUUGGAAUGAGAGGCAAGAUCAAAAGGCAUUUUGAAUCCUCCAAAACUGAAGGAAAUCGUACUAGUUUUCCACCCUGGUUUAAGGUUCCUGUAAAUUUAAUGUACAUAUUGUAAAUCUAGAAAAUUACAGAAAAGAGAAACCUUUACAGAGAGUAGAUAUGAUCCAUUUUUCGCUUAGCUCCCACGAGAGGGUGGAACUGGCAAAUUUUUUUUUUUUUUUAAUAGCCAAAUGUAUAAUUAUACUAUCAUUAUACGGCAAUAAAAAUGAACUUUUUAUCC